AGGGCAGCAGAGAGCGAAGCCGGGCGGGUUUGCGAGGGGAAGAAGGCAGUGUCUGCAUUGCAGAAGCUCCGUCUCUCUCUCUCUCUCUCUCUUUUUCUCCCCCCCCCCCGCCCGCCCGCCUCUCGCAGCUGCUCGGAAAUGCCUUCCUGAGCCGGGAUGCUGGAGCUUGGCUCGAGGAGGAGCAGGAAAGGGCUUUGACAUCUUCAGAUUCUGUGAGCAGCGUGUGAAAGCAGGCUUGUUCUUGCGCAGAUCUCAGAUGGAUAGCUGUAGUUAUUCAGUGACUUUUCCUCCACAAUCCAUUUCCAUUUCUCAGGGGACACAACUUAUUCACACACUCUACUGUGAUAAAAAUGAACUGUUGUCUUCAUUGAAAAGAAGUGGUAUAAGGUCCAUCUAACACAUGCCGCCCAAAACUGUUACUUAAAGUCUACUGAAACCAAGACCGGGAUCAGGACCAAGACUCUAUCUCUGAAGUGGAAUCAGCUUCGCCAAAGUGCUGCAGUCCCAUCACUGUAGAUUUUGUGGCUGGAAGAAAGCAGAAAGGAGGGACACUUGAAAGAAAAACAGAAGACAAUUGUCCAGUAAGCAGGUUUAAGAUGGUACUAUGGCUGCGUUUUAUGUAGCAGAAUGAGGAGCUCUGAGACUAAGCUGCCACUGCUGUCUGAUGAUGCCACCACUGUAUUGAAAACCAGAAGAAAUCUUUGAGCAUUUUUUCCCUGUAAAAAGUAUUCACCUGCAGAUGGAACGACAGUAGAAAGAUGGAUGUCUUGUAGCCUGUUGCCAAAUCCUGCCACUGCUGUACAUCCAGCAGUACUUCUACAUGAUCCCAUGACUCUUGAUAUGGAUGCGGUCCUGUCAGACUUUGUUCGGUCCACAGGGGCAGAACCGGGUUUGGCAAGAGACUUGCUAGAAGGCAAAAAUUGGGAUUUGACUGCCGCCCUGAGUGACUAUGAGCAGCUUAGGCAGGUUCAUACAGCUAAUCUGCCACAAGCGUUCAACGAAGGGAAGUAUCCUAAGCCACAGCAGGAAACGGAUCCUUCCCAACAGGUGAACAAGAGUGAACGACCAUCACUUCAAAGACAGGAUGACAUUGCUCAAGAAAAGAGGCUGUCUAGAGGAAUUUCUCAUGCCAGCUCAGCCAUAGUCUCCCUUGCACGGUCCCAUGUGGCCAGUGAAUGCAACAAUGAACAUUUCCCUUUGGAGAUGCCCAUCUACACAUUCCAGCUCCCUGACCUUAGUGUUUACAGUGAAGACUUUAGAAGCUUCAUUGAGCGGGACUUGAUUGAGCAAGCAACCAUGGCCGCUCUGGAACAAGCUGGUCGUCUUAACUGGUGGUCCACAGUGUGUACAAGCUGUAAACGCCUUCUCCCACUGGCAACCACAGGGGAUGGCAACUGCCUCUUGCAUGCGGCUUCCCUAGGAAUGUGGGGGUUUCAUGACCGGGACCUUGUCUUACGGAAAGCACUUUACACAAUGAUGCGAAGUGGUGCUGAAAGGGAAGCCUUGAAGAGAAGAUGGAGGUGGCAGCAGACACAGCAGAAUAAAGAGUCAGGGUUAGUUUACACAGAAGAAGAGUGGGAGCGGGAAUGGAAUGAGCUGCUCAAACUGGCUUCGAGUGAACCACGAACUCACUUCAGCAAAAAUGGAGGCACUGGAGGCGGAGUUGACAACUCUGAAGAUCCUGUGUAUGAGAGCCUAGAGGAGUUCCAUGUUUUUGUCCUGGCACAUAUAUUAAGGCGACCGAUUGUUGUUGUUGCAGACACAAUGCUACGAGACUCGGGAGGAGAAGCAUUUGCACCAAUUCCAUUUGGUGGAAUUUACUUGCCUUUGGAAGUCGUGCCUAACCGAUGUCAUUGCUCACCUCUGGUCCUUGCCUAUGAUCAAGCGCAUUUCUCCGCUCUUGUUUCUAUGGAGCAAAAAGAUCAACAAAGGGAACAAGCGGUGAUCCCUCUGACUGAUUCUGAACACAAGUUACUACCUUUGCACUUUGCGGUUGAUCCUGGGAAAGAUUGGGAGUGGGGGAAGGAUGACAAUGAUAACUCCAAGCUGGCCAAUUUGAUUCUGUCUCUGGAGGCAAAGCUUAAUCUUCUGCACAGUUACAUGAAUGUAACCUGGAUACGCAUACCAUCGGAAACACGGGCUCCUCUGGCUCAGCCAGAAUCUCCCACUGCGUCAGCAGGAGAGGAUGUCCAGUCUCUCGCUGAUUCCAUGGACUCCGACAGGGAUUCCAUCUGCAGCAAUUCUAAUGGCAAUAAUGGGAAAAAUGGGAAAGAGAAAGAAAAGCAAAGGAAGGAUAAAGAAAAAAACAGGGCUGAUUCAGUUGCAAACAAACUUGGGAGUCUCAGUAAAACUCUAGGCAUCAAGCUCAAGAAGAAUAUGGGUGGGCUUGGGGGACUAGUGCAUGGCAAAAUGAGCAGAGCAAAUUCAGGAAAUGGGAAAAAUGGGGAGAUCAUUGAGAAAGUCAAAGAGAAGAAGUCCAAAUCACGCAAAGGAAGCAAAGAAGAGUCUGGCCAGUCUGCAAGCACUUCUCCAUCUGAAAAGACAACCCCCUCUCCCACUGAAAAGACAAGCAUUUCGCCUGUUGAAAAAAUGAAUUCUAAAUCUCCUUCAGAUAAACAGUCAGACCCAUGGAAGUACAGUACUGAUGUGAAGCUGAGCCUCAAUAUCUUGAGAGCUGCCAUGCAAGGGGAACGGAAGUUCAUCUUUGCUGGCCUCCUCUUGACCAGCCAUAGACAUCAGUUCCAUGAGGAGAUGAUUGGCUAUUACUUGACCAGUGCCCAGGAGCGCUUUAGUGCUGAACAGGAACAGAAGAGGAAAGAGGCAGAGAAGAAGGCUACUCUCAAUGGAUCAUCAUGCAGGAAACUGGAGCAAGAAAUGUACUCAAAAGAGAAGUUGGAAGCAUCUCCUCAGGGAAGGGCAUCACCAGUCUUGCCUCAAAGCCAUACGACUCAACUGGUUUUAAAGUUUAAAGACCGUACUAGUCCCACACCAGGGUCAUUUUCGUCACCUAGCAAUGGUGCCAAGAAAAGUGGACCCAUUCCAUUGUCUGCCCACUAUAGCCAUACACCCCCUGUUCAGAGGCAAAGUGUCAUCCACUUGCACGAUGUCAACUCCAAGCCAUCAAGCUUCCAGGAUGAUACCUACAAACCGGUGGUUGGCACUUUAAAAACAUGUGCCACAUAUCCCCAACAGAACCGGUCAUUGUCUUCACAGAGCUAUAGCCCAGCCCGAAUAGCAGGCAUCCGUACUGUCAACACAGUGGAGUCACUGACCUAUGUUAUGCCUACGGACCACAAGUCACAAACAUAUACCAAUGGGUUUAAUACCAGUGACAUCAGAGACUGCUUGGAAUAUGCCGAUGAGGAUGCACCGCAGACCUGGUUGAACAAUGACAAAAAUCGAGGCAGGAGCACAGUUAGCCCGAUAUAUUCAAUCCAGCAGAACCGCUGCAAGAAGGAGAACUGCUCUUUUUAUGGUCGCCCCGAGACUGAAAACUAUUGUUCCUACUGCUAUAAGGAGGAGCUGAAACGCAGGGAGCAAGAAAGUAAGGGGCACCGACAUUGAAGGUGAUGGAGCUCUUCCCAUGAAUAUUUAUUUCCUCCAUUUUCUUACUUGUAAGGUAUGUGGCAAUGGAUUACAGGAGGAAGGAAAAGAGAAUCCUGCAGAGGGAUCUGUGGGGAGAAAGGUCCAGCUUAUUUGUUUUUCCCCUGCAGCAAUGAAAAACUAAGAAUUAAUUUAUCAUAAAGAGUUUAUUAUUUUCCAUUUUGUCAGUGUCUUUUUUACAUACACUGGUAAGCUGAAAGGUUCUUUACUCCUUUGUCAGUGCUGUGUAUACGUUUGGUCAAAAUUUACUAAUGGUGCCUGAAUUUACACUGACAUCACUCAGGUAGUAGGAAGAUAGGGAAAAAGUCAUAAUAACUGGAAAUGUGGUAUUGUAAUAAGAUGUGUCUGUUUCAUGCUUUAGAGCCAUCUCAUCUGAAUAAAUAUAACUUUUUCAUAGCUCUUUCCUCUUCCUUUAAAAAUUGGGGGAAGAAUAGUAAUUUGCAUAUAGUUCAUACUAACAUGCUAACAUCCUUGCUUGUAUUAUUUUAGUAGUCCUGUUUUCUCCACAGAUACACAAAUGAAAGCCUGGAUUCAUUAGCAAGCUUCUCUUACAAAACACAAAUUGAUGUAAGCAACUCCAGUUUUGUACUGCACAAAAUGUCCAAGAAUGAAAUGCUUAUCCUCCAGAUGACAUAUCUAUUUUAUUUUUAGACAGGGCUCAAGCCCUCAUGGUUGAAAAUAAGUACUUUACAAUUCAACAGUUGGGCAAUUGGAUGACCAAACAAGUGCCUCAGUAGCUUUGCAGUCCUGUCUUACACCUCAUUCAGUGCAACCACAUAGCCAAGUGCCCUGUAUCUCACUGAUCAUAUCCUUUCCUUGGUCGUUUUGACCAGUUUAUCAACACUGCUUAUUGGAACCACAUUAUUUAGCUAUUAAUUCCCAAGAAAUAAAGAAUUAAAAUACUGGCAUAUGCAAGACUUCAUAUUUUUAUUAUUCAUAUAGCACAAUGUAGAUUUGCUACCUCUUUGCAGAGAAGACAAAAAUUGUUACUGUUAAUUUGCACAUGUGUUGCAGGCAACUCCCUGUUUGCGCAGGAGUUGUAUUCCGGGUCAUUGCGCACAUCAGCUGAAAACGAAACAUCAGCAGUCGUGCGUCAAUUGGACAUGGGCAAAAUGGUCUUAAACACUUACAAGGACAGCUCAUGGAUUUGUGUUUAAAGUCUGCUCUCAAAUUUGGCCCUCUGAGAUGAGUACUAGACAGUGCAGAAGAUGAAAUCUAAACACCAUUGCAAAGACAAAAAUGAAGCAAAGAUUGUAAUAGUUCAAAACUAGACAGAAUAAUUUAGAUAACCUCUACGCCUGGUGCCCUUCAGACGUUUUAGAUAAGAGCUGAAUGUAACACUGGUGUCUACAGUAGGGCUUCAGUUGGCAUUGAUAUAAACAUGUUUGCCUUCUAUCUAUUUUGUUUCUAUCAAACCACCAAAUAGCAUACUUCAUAAUUUAUUACAGCCCUCCGGUGUAUACUCUGCAUGAAAGUCUGCUCUCAGUGCAAGAUUCAAGAGCACAUUUAAGCUGUGAGAGUAGAGUACAGUGCCAUUAAGAACCAAUAUACCCCGACUAUAGAGCAAUCCCAGUGUUGGCUGGCUCCCCUAGUCAGCAUUGUUGCCUUUGUAUGAUCUGAAUUAAAUUUCAGUUUACUCAUCCAUCCCAUUACUGAGGCUCCUGUCACAUCUAAUGAAAAGGGAAGAAGAACUACAUUGGUGUCAUUAACCUAAUGGCACCGCUCUAAGCCCUCAAAGUGACCCUCUUUUAUUAGGAAAGUUUAUCACUAGGAACGGCCUAUAUUUUUGGUUCUUCUCUUUAGCUCUAAUAUUUUUAGGUAAGCUAAGAAAAUAUUCACUCAUAGCCACAUCUCAGUUUACGUAGUGAACUUGGUUUCUGCAUCCUCGAAUAGAAAGUACUUGAGACUCCGGUCUGUUCACCACUUGCACCCACAUUAAAACGCCUGUUUGUGAAGUACUUUGUGGUAGCAAUCAGUAAUUGAUCCUAUAAUUCAGUACAAAAUGAAGUAAGAAGUGAUACUUAGUUUUAAUUAAUAAUAAAUUUUAAGUUUGGUGGGGCGGGGAGGCACACCAAUAUUACUUAAGAACAGCUCUUAAUGAAUCCAGCCUUGUAGUUCAUGUAUCUCUGAGAAUGUGUAGUGUAUCUGAAUUGGUAUCUCCUUUUCCCCCAGAGGAAGAUGUGUCACCACACUUAAGGGUGCAGUCACACUGCAAGAUGUUACAGUGGUGGUGCUGCCAAGCUGGUCCCCAUUCUUUUAUGGGAGGUCUACUCAAGAAAGAGGAUCAGCUGUGUCAUUAGUGCCGGCUGACUCUGCAGUGUUCUUGUCCAGCUUUGCCAUUUAUUUCAAAGCAGGGGGAAAGGGCACCUUCCUAAGGGCCUCUUCUUCCCUUGCCUGUUCUGUGCUUCCAACUUAGAAUUAAGGUGCAAAACAGAUGUGGUUUGAUGGCUGCUGUGUGGAUUAGAACACAAGUAACCUUUGGUGUGGUUCACUCAUAAGAAUCUCAGAUGUUCCAAUUUUGUCCAAUACUGUAUGCCUUUUUAUGUUUUUAGUUAAUUGUGAAAAAUCCUCCUGUUUCUUUGGCCAAAGAAAUCUGUGGUACCAGAUGGACUUAUCUUUGAUUGUAUUUGUGUGUGUGUGUGUGUGUGAGAGAGAGAGAGAGAGAGAGAGAGAGAGAGAGAGAAGAGCAGGGGUGAUAUUUUAAAAGUUUAAGAAAGAAAUUAUUAGUGAUUACUAAUGCAUUACUGUAGAACUAGCCUUUGGAAUGCCUAUAAAUGCUUCUCUAGGUGGAGGUAGGCAUGAACCACUUGCUGCUAACAAUUUAUGCUUUUCCAUUUUGAUUCAAGUAUACUAUCUGAACAAAAAGCUUUUUAAAAAAACUUCACAAAGUUUUAUAAUUUUUUUAAAAAUAGUCAUCAUCAGGAAAAUACAUUUUAGUGGACACAAUAAUUUCAUAUAUUCACAUGGUACUAUAAUUUUUUAAAAAAA
This is a messenger RNA of Podarcis muralis (Common wall lizard), 6591 nucleotides long. Lineage: Eukaryota; Metazoa; Chordata; Lepidosauria; Squamata; Lacertidae. The record is from RefSeq and is a predicted model, not a curated record.